GUAUGUGUAUGAAUAUAUAGUUUGCAUGUAUAUGUGUGCGUGUGUAGUCUCACAUAAUAAUGACAUUUAUGCUGUAGAAAGUGUUCUGUUGUCUGUAAUAUUACCUAAACAAAACUGAUAAUAUAAUGUUUACAUAUCAAAUGCACGCAAGGACAGAAGAGGUUUUUAAGAGAUUGUAAAGGACGACAUUUUUUAGUUUAAGUGAUGUUGCUGGAGGAAGAACAUUUCAAGAAGACAUAAGUUAAUGUCGCCAUCGUUCUAUGAUAAGACUGCAGGACAUUUUCCUUGAAAUUUAAUUCUAAGGUUUGAUAUGGGCAGCUGCUGUACCAAACUAAUAGAAGGAAAGGUGACAGCCGUCUCUCAUUUCAAAUUGAAACGUGGGACUAAGCCGGAACGGAAAGAAUUGGAUUCGGAGCUACUGAAACUAACAGAUGUGAAAGCAGCGCUGUUGAUUCAGAAAUGGUUCCGUGUUUGGUCGAGUAAGUUGAGAGUCAGAAGAGAAAUAGCCUGGAAUGUAUUUCAAGAAAUUGAAUAUUUCGGUGAACACCAUCAAUUAAAGUUGAGUAAAAUGUUUAAAGUUUUGAUCGAAGAAUUCCAAGACACAGCAAAAGUGGAUUUUAUUCAACAAAGGUUGAUCAACAAGGCCGCCGGACGUCCUUCAGUCAUCGAUGUAGACACUUCUAUAAAAGAUCUUGAAAUUCCACAAAUUAUUCCAAACGAUUAUGUUGGCAUCGUGAUCACACUACCUUAUUCAUCUAAUAAAUUGCAGAUUCUGGUCAAUGAUUUCAGAUGUGGCAAAAUAAUCCAUGCUGCAUAUGUUUCACAAAUACUGAGGGACACGAUUUUAAAACUGAAAUCUCGAAAUAAUUUGUAUCGUAUAACAACAACUUCUGUUAACAAGAAGGUGACUAUUAUUGGAGACUUACAUGGAAGUUUGGAUGAUCUACUUACCAUAUUUCACAAAAAUAACCUUCCUUCUACAACAAACCCUUAUGUUUUUAAUGGAGACAUCGUCGAUAGAGGACCCAAGUGUGUUGAAGUGUGCAUGAUUAUAUUUUACUGUAUUUUGGUGUUUCCUAAUCAUGUAUUCUUGAACAGAGGAAACCACGAAGAUCCUAUUUUAAACAGGAGAUAUGGUUUCAUAAAAGAAAUUACUCUAAGAUUUAGAACUUACGCAAAAAGACUCCUCAAGAUGUUCAAUAUACUAUUUAAAUAUCUACCAUUGGGUUCGAUCAUCGAUAAUAAAAUAUUGGUUGUACAUGGAGGAAUAUCGGAUGAGUUAGAUUUAAAGAAAAUCAAUCAAAUUCCAAGAACGAAAUUUGUUUCAGUCAUAAAACCAGGUUCAUUUUUUGAGGUAAAUGAGAAAUGUAGCUGGGGAUACUUGCUCGAUCUUCUCUGGAGUGAUCCGUCAAACCAAAAGGGUUGCACUGAAAAUGAAUUUAGGGGAAGUGGGAAAUAUUUUGGACCUGAUAUUACAAGUAAUUUCUUAGAGGAGAACAAUCUUGUACUUCUAAUAAGAUCUCACGAAUGUAAAGUGAAUGGCUACGAGUACACACACGACAACCAAGUGUUAACCAUUUUCUCUGCAUCCAACUAUUACGAACGAGGAAGCAAUAAAGGUGCUUUUGUAAUAUACCGUGGUGACGAAAAAAAUUUGAGUAUCAUCCCGUUUGUCAGCAAUGAAGAUGCGUUAAAUAAUUUGAACAUAAAAGAUCAGAUAAUUUCGUUGGAAAUUUCCGCAUUCAGUAAAAUAAAGCAAAUGAUUAGUUUGAAACUUCCAGAGCUCAAAGAGGCACUUAGUCAAUACGAUAAGGAUGGAACUGGAACCGUAAGUGCCAAAGACUUCAGCACAUGUUUGGGUGCAGUGCUGAAGCUGAAAGUGCCAUGGCGUUUAAUCAUUAACAGAAUCUGUGAUGUCGAUAGCGACAACAUGGUGCAUUACGAAAACACUUUUAAGAUAUUGGAUUUGUCUAGGGCAUCCAAACACCCAGUCGCAGACAUUGUGUAUGCUAACAGAGAGAUCUUGGAGACUAUAUUUCGAACAUUUGAUGUUGAUAAUUCUGGAGCAAUUACGAUGCAAGAAUUUAAGGAUGGCAUGAUGAUUCUUCAAAGAUGUACCAGCCAUAUAUUUAAAGAAGGUGAUAUUGCUAAAAUAGGGAAAACUAUGGACUUUGAUAAAGAUGGUAACAUUGACAUUAAUGAAUUUUUUGAGGCUUUUCGCAUAUCUGCAUAUACGUGGUAAUUAAAACAACAGAACAGAUUGGAACCAGUAUUCCAGAGAGCAAAAAGUAAAAAAUAACUUUUUCUUAAAUUUUCUCAACUGUAAGUCAAAUAUUCGACAAUAAAUACCUUUUAAGUAACUAUAUCAAUUAA
Octopus sinensis (East Asian common octopus) is the source of this 2373-nucleotide messenger RNA. Its product is annotated as serine/threonine-protein phosphatase with EF-hands 2-like. Bases 311 to 2242 code for a protein of 643 amino acids. Gene Ontology annotation, biological process: detection of stimulus involved in sensory perception. Gene Ontology annotation, cellular component: cytosol; nucleus. The transcript has a single exon. The record is from RefSeq and is a predicted model, not a curated record. NCBI's taxonomy places the organism in Eukaryota, Metazoa, Mollusca, Cephalopoda, Octopoda, Octopodidae. Gene Ontology annotation, molecular function: manganese ion binding; iron ion binding; calcium ion binding.